Anopheles bellator is the source of this 792-nucleotide messenger RNA. Its product is annotated as peritrophin-1-like. The coding region runs from base 1 to 792 and encodes 263 amino acids. Gene Ontology annotation, molecular function: chitin binding. The transcript has a single exon. Gene Ontology annotation, cellular component: extracellular region. The record is from RefSeq and is a predicted model, not a curated record. NCBI's taxonomy places the organism in Eukaryota, Metazoa, Arthropoda, Insecta, Diptera, Culicidae.
AUGAUCGCCAACCGAAUUCUUUCCCGCGCGGUCUUCUGCUCGGCGGUUAUGCUGCUGCUGCUUGAUGUCGGCAUCGUGGCGCAGGACUUCAAUCCGAUGGAAAUUUGCCAAGGAAAGCCCGACGAAACGAAGGUACUCAACCCGCUGUCCUGUGAACAGUUUCUGCUGUGCCAAAACGGGAUGCCGGCCGGUACUGGCCAGUGUCCAACCGACAUGCUGUUCAAUGCGGCCGACGAAAUUUGUGAUUUUCCCGAUAAAGUCGAUUGCGGAUCAGUUCCCCUGCCACCGUGGUUUGAAGAUCUCACGACGACGACGUCGGGGACGGGGACUACACCAGCAACGACCGCUGGCACCGGAACCACUGCUUCACCGACGGCUUCUUGCCCAACGGUAGAUGAUCCGCUGCGCCCUACCUAUCUGCCAGUACCGACCGACUGUUCUUCGUACGUCCUGUGCUACCAUGGCAAUCCGAUUGCGAUGAAGUGCCCAACGGUGCUGCAGUGGAACAAGGCGACCAUGACGUGCGACAGUCCAGAGAAUGCCAAGUGUCAGGUACGUACGGGUGCCAUGGUAACCGCCAUACGUUCAAUAACAACGCGCGAUGUGUACUCGAUACAGGCAAUCUUCGAGAAUCCUUACGGCUGUCCGUUGGAGGGGAGCAGCAUUCUGCCACAUCCGGAAAAGUGCGGAAAGUACAUCUUCUGUCUGCACGGAAUAGCGCGCGUGCAGGUUUGCCAAAUGUUUAAAUACUUCGACCCGGUCCUGGGCGAAUGUGUCUUUGGUACAUGCUGA